AUGGCUAGCGGUCUCAAAGCUGCCACCCGUUAUGGCGCCCAAAGUGUAACUCAAUUGGCCGGCUCCACCUCUUCCCUGCGUCGAACACUCCAGGCUAAUGGUCUCCGACGAUUUGCCCACCAGACACAAACCACUCCUGCCACCUCCCCCUUCGCUCCUCGCCAUCUCCUGUCCAUUGCAGACCUGACUCCUGCGGAAUUCGCUACCCUGGUGCGCAAUGCCGCCUCUCAUAAACGUGCCAUCAAAUCCGGCUCCAUCCCGCAAAGCCUCUUGGGAUCUAUGUCGGGCAAAACCGUCGCCAUGAUGUUCAACAAGCGGAGUACACGUACCCGUGUGUCUACCGAGGCUGCCGCCGUGCAGAUGGGUGGCCACCCUAUGUUCCUUGGCAAGGAAGAUAUCCAACUCGGUGUGAACGAAUCCCUCUACGAUACCUCCGUCGUGAUCUCCUCCAUGGUUUCCUGCAUCGUCGCACGAGUCGCGAAGCACUCCGAUGUGGCCGAUCUCGCCAAGCACUCGUCCGUUCCCGUCAUCAAUGCUUUGUGCGAUUCCUUCCACCCCCUGCAGAUUAUCGCCGACUUCUUGACGAUUUACGAAUCAUUCACACCCAAGGCUCACGACCUCUCCAGCCUCGGUCUGGAGGGCCUGAAGAUCGCGUGGGUGGGUGAUGCCAACAACGUUCUCUUCGAUCUUGCUAUUGGUGCCACCAAGAUGGGUGUGGACGUGGCCGUUGCUACCCCCAAGGGCUACGAAAUUCCCGCCGAUAUGCUCGAGAUCAUUCAGCGUGCUGGUGAGGGUGUCUCCACUCCCGGCAAGCUCACCCAGACCAAUGUUCCCGAGGAGGCCGUGAAGGAUGCCGAUAUCCUGGUGACCGAUACCUGGGUUUCCAUGGGCCAGGAGGAAGAGGCCAAGAAGCGUAUGAAGGCCUUUGAGGGCUUCCAGAUCACGGCUGAUCUGGCCAAGCGUGGUGGCGCCAAGGAGGGCUGGAAAUUUAUGCAUUGCCUCCCUCGACACCCCGAAGAGGUCAGCGAUGAGGUUUUCUAUAGCCCGCGCUCUUUGGUAUUCCCCGAAGCCGAGAACCGUCUGUGGGCGGCUAUCUCGGCACUGGAGGGCUUCGUUGUGAACAAGGGUAAGAUUGUGGAGUAG
Molecule: messenger RNA, 1143 nt
Organism: Penicillium macrosclerotiorum
Lineage: Eukaryota; Fungi; Ascomycota; Eurotiomycetes; Eurotiales; Aspergillaceae
Gene: argB
Product: ornithine carbamoyltransferase
Exons: 1
Coding region: 1-1143 (380 amino acids)
Biological process (GO): L-citrulline biosynthetic process
Cellular component (GO): mitochondrion
Molecular function (GO): amino acid binding; ornithine carbamoyltransferase activity
Source: RefSeq, a predicted model, not a curated record